Anarrhichthys ocellatus (wolf-eel) is the source of this 291-nucleotide messenger RNA. It is a transcript of the gene bglap, whose product is annotated as bone gamma-carboxyglutamate (gla) protein. Gene Ontology annotation, biological process: response to vitamin K; osteoblast differentiation; regulation of cellular response to insulin stimulus. The transcript has 4 exons. Gene Ontology annotation, molecular function: calcium ion binding; hydroxyapatite binding; structural constituent of bone. Gene Ontology annotation, cellular component: extracellular region. NCBI's taxonomy places the organism in Eukaryota, Metazoa, Chordata, Actinopteri, Perciformes, Anarhichadidae. The record is from RefSeq and is a predicted model, not a curated record. Bases 1 to 291 code for a protein of 96 amino acids.
AUGAAGACUUUGGCCGUCUUGGUUCUCUGCUCCCUGGCUGUCAUCUGUCUGACUUCAGAUGCCUCCACUGGCUCCCAGGCUGCUGACGGACCUGCUCAGGAGGGUUUGUUUGUGGAGAGGGAGCAGGCCUCCACUGUGGUGAGGCAGAAGAGAGCUGCUGGAGAGUUGUCCCUGACCCAGCUGGAGAGCCUGAGAGAAGUGUGUGAGGCCAACCUGGGUUGUGAGGACAUGAUGGACACGCACGGAAUCAUCGCCGCCUACGCCGCCUACUACGGACCAAUCCCCUAUUAG